This is a messenger RNA of Psilocybe cubensis, 1647 nucleotides long. RefSeq lists its product as uncharacterized. Lineage: Eukaryota; Fungi; Basidiomycota; Agaricomycetes; Agaricales; Agrocybaceae. Bases 1 to 1647 code for a protein of 548 amino acids. The record is from RefSeq and is a predicted model, not a curated record. The transcript is spliced from 2 exons.
AUGAUUCCCGACUUCAAUCCCAAAAAUUACACCAAAAUAUCUCCUUUGACCGUCGACGGGUGCAACAAGUUACCUGUCAUAACGGAAGCUCAUGACCGACUGUGCAAUGAGCUAGGGAGAUUGGAUUUCGCGAAGGACUUUCUCGGUCGUAACGACAUACGCACACUAUUUCUGGAGGGAGCGGAAGCACGCCGAUUCGGGAUUUUUGUCGCGCACCGUUCCAGCAUCCUUCUUGAGGAAGGAGAACGUAUAGUCACAUCCAUGCCGGAGAACACAUACACUGCGCCAGCUCGAGAUAUUCGAGCUACUUUCUCCUCCAUUACUCUGCCCAGGGCAAGAGAAUGGUGUGAAUCUAGGCAUAUCGUGGCAACUAGCUGGGUGCUCGUCGAUGGAAAGUUUAUGGAGUACGAGUACAACGACAUGACGGGCGUCACCUGCAAUCAUUACCCGUCGCCACCCUCACCGAGCUUUCUGCGAAACUUCCAUCGUAUCUGUACGGAAUUUGGCCUCACCGGGUUGGGCCUUUUCUCUCUAGACUUUUUCGGAGGCACAGUUGAUUUUGACAAUCUCCUUGUGCGGGGAUCCUGCAAUGGAUUCCCCCGUGGGCGUACGACCAGGUGGCUCCGAAGAGGCGAACUCCAAGGUGACAUGGUCCCGGAGGCUUGGGUUCCUGGAUCGACAAAGGAACCGUGGCUAGUUGGUAGAGUGGAGGACCUCGCGGAGCUCAAGUUCAACUAUCAAUCCUACAAUCGCCUCCACCUCGUCCAAGACGCCAACCAAGAGCUUCGACGUCAGGUCCUGAGCAACGAGGGAUGGACGAAACUUUACGAUUUUUUCCAAACGAGAGAACUCCGACGGCUAUUUUUGGAUGGACAGGAGGCAGGUCGAUUUGGAAUAUGCCUCGUUCACCGCCACCACGCUCUUCAUGAAGGCGAACGAAUGGUCACGAACAUACAGGAAGAUGGGGCAGAGGGUGUGACGAUCUCUUCCCCAAUUCGUUCGGAUGAAAGCACCGGCUCUGGUUCCGCGCAGUGCAUCGCCGCGACUAGCUGGAUGCUCGUGGACGGCAAAUUCGAAGAAUUCGAGCACAAACUGAUUAGCCAAGAUGAGGAUCAUACGCGUUAUAUUCCACCAUCACGCCGCUUCUUUGCGGAGUUCCUCCAGAUCUGCCAGCGCUAUCACAUUGAUACCUUGGGCAUUUUUUCGAUGGAGCUCCCCUUUAUCCAACCUCGCGAUAGCAGCAUCGGUGUAGAUGCACCACCUGAUUUUUCGUAUGUCUUUCUGGAGAGUACAGACGAAGUCACAAGAGAACAUAGGAUGAAGCUAGUCUUGCGAUCAACCAUCCAGAACAAGGAGACGAGCAAAUCGGCUUGGGUCUUAUCGCGAGUCGCAAAGGAAUAUGAAAAACACGUCAAGGCAGUUGAACGCAAUGUAUGUAUCGAAGACGAGGACCAGAUCGCUCUCAUGGAGGGAGCUGAAAAGAAUGGCGAUUAUGGAAUGCAGCCGUCGCCGAAUGCGGGUCACCGUUUCAAGUUGGACAUGAUGAAGUUCUCGCAGGGGUCGAACAUGGCUGUUUUUGAUUCUCUUGGCAACGACGGAAGCUUCGACCUGGGCAUCGUUAGGGAUCGCGUUUGGACGACAAAGUAA